This is a messenger RNA of Prosopis cineraria, 582 nucleotides long. RefSeq lists its product as uncharacterized. The coding region runs from base 92 to 301 and encodes 69 amino acids. Lineage: Eukaryota; Viridiplantae; Streptophyta; Magnoliopsida; Fabales; Fabaceae. The transcript has a single exon. The record is from RefSeq and is a predicted model, not a curated record.
ACACACUGGGUCUGAUAUAAUAAUAAUCGGUUCGCUCGGCUCACACAAGAAUCAAUAUCAUCAGCCAUAGAAGCUUGAGAGGAGGACGAUAAUGGCGGAUUGGGGACCGGUGGUGAUCGCGGUGGUGCUAUUCAUUCUGUUAAGCCCAGGCCUUCUGUUUCAGUUUCCGGCAAGAGGCCGAAUUGUGGCGUUUGGAUCCAUGGAAACCAGUGGCAUCUCCAUUUUAAUUCAUGGCAUUAUCUUCUUCGGCCUCAUCACCAUCUUCCUCAUCGCCAUUGGCGUCCACAUCUAUACUGGAUAAGAUUACAGAGAGGAGCUUGCUUUUCUUUUCAUAUUUUUCUAGGGUUCGUGUGUUUUCUUAGCUUUAAUUAAUUAUUUCUGGUUUAGUGUUUAAUUUCUUUUUUUUUAUUUGGCUCCUCUAUCUACUUAAGUCUUUGAUUCAGAUUAUAGUCAGGCUUGAACUAGAGAGCUUGGCUUUAGGGUUUAAUUAAUCCUUUGUUGUUAAACGUGGGUGACUUUUGAUUAGUUUUGUGUGUUGUUCUUGUCUCAGAGAAAAUAGAUGUGGGUCCGUAUUAUGAUGUA